AUGGAUAGUGAUAAACAAACCAUAUACCAUCCACCAGCAGAACAGCAACAACAAAAUGAAGCAAACAACGGUUGGACCAAUGGAAGUGUAACGACAUUCACUGGAACAUUUUCAAGAGGUGGUGCAUUUAAAUCAAAAGGCUUUGUAGAUCCAUCAUAUUAUAGCAGUUCAGUUUUGGUACCAAUUUCAAAAAAUAGUCAAUUAAAUUUAACCAUAUCAUCAACUGAAACUGUUUAUGAAAAACAGAAAUCCUAUACAGUUUAUGUUAUUAAAGUACGAUCAGAUAAUAACCAAUGGGAAAUUGUAAGACGUUAUAAACACUUUAGAGUAUUUUCAAUACAAAUACAAAAUGAAGUUCCCUCAUUAGCAUCAUUCGAAUUUCCAUCAAAGAAAUUAAUCGGAAAUAUGAAUCCAAACUUUAUAAAGAAUCGUAAAGAACAGUUACAAAAAUUUCUCACAUCUAUAACACUAUCACAACCUGCCAAACUCUCUAGAAAUCUUAAGGUAUUUUUAGACCCAAAUUUCUCCCCAUCACUCCGUACCAUUAUUAACCCAUCAAAAGAAGGUUACCUUUAUUUAUUGAGGCCUGGAAAAUACCUUGGUACUAAAAAACAAUGGGUUAAGGUCUACUUUGUUGCUGUAAACUCAAAUCUAUUCUUUUUCAAAAAUAGAGAACAACCAUACAUGGAGGCAAGAGGUGUCAUUCAGCUCUGCCAUUGUAUUACUAAAACCAUCACAAAACAAGAUAGAACAUGCAUCGAAAUUAAUGAAAAUAACUCUGACCAAAACAAUCAAUCCAAAUAUUUAUUCCUUUCAAAAGGAAAAAGCUUUAGUCAUAAAAUUCAUCAUUCUGAUAUUAGCAAUAAUAUAAAUAAUUUUAAUAAUACCAAUAAUAUAGACAAUAAUAAUAAUAAUAACCAGCAAACUAAUGAUAAUGAUAUUUAUUAUAUUUCAUCGGAUUCAGAUUCAAUUUUAGAACAAUGGAUUUUAACUAUAGAAAAAGAAACUUUUAAAUAUUUAAAAGAUAAACAAAGCCCAUCCCAAAAAAUUAAAUUAGGAAAUAAUAAACUAUUAAAUAGAAAAUCAGUUAAAAAACAAUAUAAAGAUGAUGAAGUUAUUGAUAGUCAAUCAAAUAAUAAUAACACCACAGAAAAAGAAAUUCAACUUUUAGAAUCUGAAUUAGCAAAAACAACAUGUAAAGAUUUAAAUAUCGAUUCAAAACUCAUUGAUUUAGAUUCAAACUCUUCAAAAAACUCCACCCCAUCUUCUUCAUUUUUAAUUUCCUCAAAUCAACAGUUAGAUCAAAGCCCCUCAUCCUCCAAUACCACCUCUAACAACACUACCACAACAACAGCAACACCUAAUAGAAAACAAACCAUUUUAGAUAGCAAUAUAAGUUCAAAUUUAAACUUAUUACAUUCAGAAGAGAUUUUAUAUUUCUCACAAAGUAUUAUUCGUGUUCAUCAAAAUGCAGGUACAAUUGGUAGUAUCACAAUUACAAACUAUAGAUUUUAUUUUGCCUCCACCAUAGAUUCAACCAAUGCCACUCUUUCGAUUCCAUUAACAAUGAUCUCAAAAAUUGUCAAGUGUACUGGUUUUACCUUGGAUAAAGUUAAAUAUUAUGCAUUCGAACUCUACUGUAAAGAUUUCAAUAAGGUUAGAUUUAUGCACUUACCAGGUUCAUCGCAACAAAAAGCCAAUUCAAGAUUAUUAGAAAUUUUAGAAUCUUUAAUAUUUAAAAAAUAUAAUCAACUUUUUUGCUUUUAUAACGAAGAAAUUCUUGGUGGUGAUGGUUGGCAAAUUUAUAAUCCAAUUAAAGAAUUUGAAAGAUUGGGUAUACCAAAUGAAGAAUGGAGAAUUAGCCAUUUUAAUAAAGAUUAUAACUAUUCACCAACAUAUCCAAGUGUAAUUGUUGUUCCAAAAAGAAUUAGUGAUCAAGAAUUAAUUAAUGAAACAUCAUUUAGAAGCAAGGGUAGAAUUCCUGCGUUAGUAUGGAAAAGCUCAACAUCAAAUGCAACUAUAUCACGUUGUAGUCAACCAGUAGUUGGUAUUUCUAAAAAAAGAUCACUUGAUGAUGAAAAAAUGAUCGAAUCAAUUCGUUUAGCCAAUCCUGCAUCCGAAAAGGUUUAUAUUAUGGACGCAAGACCACAAUUAAAUGCUGUAGCUAAUCAAGUAAUGGGUUUAGGUUAUGAAGAUACAAACAAUGACACCUAUAACAACUGUGUAUUAAAAUUUUUAGAUAUCGAAAACAUUCACAAAAUGAGAUCUUGUCAAAAGAAACUAUUUAAAGCAAUUAUGAAUGAUCAACAACAUCAACAACAAGAAGUUGAUAAUACAAACAAUUCAAAUAACAGCGAUGAAGUUAACAAAUACAACCUUGAAGAUGCUAAAAGAGACUGGCUUGAAAAUAUUAGAGCUAUUACAUAUGCAGCUGUCGAUAUUGUAGAUUUAAUUCAAUUUUUCAAAUCAUCAAUUGUUGUCCAUUGUUCCGAUGGGUGGGAUCGUACCAGUCAAUUAACAUCUUUGGCACAGAUUUUGUUGGAUCCAUACUAUAGAUCAAUCAUUGGUUUUCAAGUAUUAAUAGAAAAAGAAUGGUUAUCAUUUGGACAUAAGUUUGAAUCGAGAAUUGGUCAUGGUAGUAAAAAUUAUAAAAGCGAAGAAUAUUCACCCAUUUUCCUUCAAUUUAUAGAUUGUGUUUGGCAAAUUAUGGAGCAAAACCCAACAUCAUUCGAAUUUAAUGGCAUCUAUUUAAUGGAAAUUUUACAUCAUCUCUACUCUUGUCGUUUUGGUACCUUUUUAUUUGACUGCGAGGAAAAAAGGGUCUCUGCAAAUUUAUCUACAAAAACCACAAGUAUCUGGUCUUAUAUUAAUCAAAAUGUUCAACCAUACUUGAACAAAAACUAUAAUGCACAAACAUCAAUCAACGAACCACCAAUUCGUGUUGAUACCUCCGAAUUAUCUUUAUGGUCUCAAUAUUAUUCAAAUUUGAAUUAA
Molecule: messenger RNA, 2994 nt
Organism: Dictyostelium purpureum
Lineage: Eukaryota; Evosea; Eumycetozoa; Dictyosteliales; Dictyosteliaceae
Exons: 3
Coding region: 1-2994 (997 amino acids)
Biological process (GO): dephosphorylation
Molecular function (GO): phosphatidylinositol binding; phosphatase activity
Source: RefSeq, a predicted model, not a curated record